AUGGGAGAGUUCAAGCCCAAGCUGGCGCCUGUGCCGUCGCCUGCGGUGGAGAAGCCAAUCCCCCUCGCCGUUCUCUUCCUCAAGUCGCUCCUCGCGCAACGUCAUGGAAUCUUCCUCAUCGCCGCCAUCCAACUCGUCAUAUGUACCGUCUUCCCCGGCCGCUACGCCGCGGUGCCCAUCGCCACGCUCGUCCUGGGCGUCCUCACCACCGAAAUCAUCGACUUCUUCCUCCCGCGCCGCGCCACGCCCCCGGCCUACAUGACCGCCGUCGUCCCCGGCCGGACCACCUCGCUCCUCCCCAAGGCCGACGGCACAUUCGGCUCGGAGCCCUCGUCGCGGCCCCUCGUCGUCUUCAACCUCGGCGCGCAGUUCAACCACCCCCGCGGCCGCAUGUGCCCGCACAGCAGGGAAAUGGCCGACAAGUUCGCCGAGAUGAACCACAACCUGCUCGAGCGCCGGGACGAGCUGGGGCUCAUCAGCAUCACCGACUGGGUCGGCUGCAGGCCUGGCACGGCCGACACCCUCUUGACCAGCUACUAUUUCCGCGACGUCGAGAGCAUCCACAAGUUUGCGCACGAGGAAUUGCACCGCGGCGCGUGGGACUGGUACAACAGCGUGAGGCCGGACCACAUUGGCAUCUUCCACGAGACCUUUGUCGUUCCGGCGCACUCGUACGAGACCAUCUACGCCAACUGCAAGCCCUUGAUGCUGGGCGCCGGCGUGGUCAAGUGCGACGAGAUGGAGGGCGAGCGGACAUGGCGGAAUACGCUGGUGAGUGCGGAUAACGUCGAGUUGAAGACGCAGUGGCGUCGGAUGAACAGGGACGGCGACGGCAUUCCGAAACAAUGA
Metarhizium album ARSEF 1941 is the source of this 849-nucleotide messenger RNA. RefSeq lists its product as uncharacterized. The transcript has 2 exons. NCBI's taxonomy places the organism in Eukaryota, Fungi, Ascomycota, Sordariomycetes, Hypocreales, Clavicipitaceae. The record is from RefSeq and is a predicted model, not a curated record. The coding region runs from base 1 to 849 and encodes 282 amino acids.